Andrographis paniculata is the source of this 2332-nucleotide messenger RNA. RefSeq names its product BTB/POZ domain-containing protein At2g13690-like. The coding region runs from base 1 to 1566 and encodes 521 amino acids. The record is from RefSeq and is a predicted model, not a curated record. The transcript has 3 exons. NCBI's taxonomy places the organism in Eukaryota, Viridiplantae, Streptophyta, Magnoliopsida, Lamiales, Acanthaceae.
AUGAUGGGUUCGAAGCAGCGGCGGCGCCGCCGCCGCUGGUGGUGCUGUUCCUUGGCUGCUCCGCCGGAUAACGGCGCUCUCUCGCACGCUAACUCCCUACGUUCACAAACGGCCUCGUGUGAUAAGAAGAGUGAAAUUGCGUCCCCUAAGGCGGAGCACCACCAGAAGCUGCCUCGCACCCGCGGGAUCCUUUCGCCGGGUAGGGUUUCCCCGAUCUCCGACCAACCGGUGAUUGCGAUUAAUUCUCUGCUUCCGCCGCCGCCGUUUCAGAGCGGAGAACAGCCGGAAUCGCCGCCGGCGGAAGGUGAUUCGGAGUCGAGCGUGGAAGAGGAGAGUAGUUCGGCGGUUUUUGAUGUGAGAUUGAAUCUGGUGGGGAAAAAUGGGAAAAAGUUGAUUCUGGAGGUGAAUUCGGAAGUGUUAACGGCGAACAGUGGCGUUUUCGCGAACUUGAUCGCCUAUCAUCGCCGGAGCUCCGGCGCAGGCGGCGUCUGCGCGAUCGACGUGCCGGAGGUGGAGAAUUUAGGCGUGUUCAGUGAGACAAUCAAGCUCAUGUUUGAGGACGACGAUCCAAAGCAGCUUCUUAAGACUGGAGUUCCUGGCGCCAUUAAUAUGCUCGAGGUGUCGGCUGGGAUCAAGUUCGACCGGGGAGUUUCAUCGUGUUUAAAGUAUCUCGAAUCAAUGCCAUGGACUGAAGAGGAAGAGCAGAAGCUAAAGGAAUCGAUCGCAAAACUCAGGCUCGACUACGCCUUAACGACAGGCAUCUCCGACCGACUCUUCGCCCGCAACUCGAUGGAUUCGCAACAAACAUUGACUAAACAUCUCAUUUCAUCGAUCACCACCUGCACCGAUUCCUACGCCAGGAGCGAGCUGAAGUCUUUGAUCAAAAGCCUCUUAUCCGAAACCUCCCUCAACGAAACAGACUAUCCGGAUAUGAAGGAGGACAUAUUCGCGGUCUGCAGGUCAUGUCUAGGUUCUCUAAACUGUCUGUUCGAGGAGGCCACCGGAAAUGAUGAACGACAGGCGAUUGCAAAGACGGAUAGCAACAAAACUCUCUUAGAGCGCAUCUCGAAGGAGGUAGACAACUUAAACUGGCUGUUCGAUAUCCUUUUCUAUCACCAAAUGGCGGAGGAUUUUGUCGUGCUUUGGGCAGAUCAAAAGGAGCUGCUCAAGAUGCACGAGAAUACGUCUCCAAUGGUGAGGUACGAGAUUAGUCGAGUCUCAGCAACACUUUUCAUUGCAAUGGGCGCCGGGAAACUUCACUGCCCAUCCGGGACGAGGCUAGCGCUUCUCCAGGCAUGGUUUCGACCAAUGCUCUCGGAUUUCAGUUGGCUACACAGGUGUAGAAAGGUGCUAGACAUGAAGGCCUUGGAGGAAGCCAUGGGGCAAGCGCUGCUUACGCUUCCCAUCCACGAGCAGUGUCCGAUGUUUAUGGAGUGGUUCCAUUAUUUCUCCAGGCACGGAACCGAAUCCCCUAAUCUCAGCAAAGCAUUCUCGAUUUGGUGGCGCAGAUCAUUCCUCGGACGCUCAGAAACUCUCACCGGCGUAUCCAGAUCUCAAUUUCCCUGAGGACUGCGCUACGAUGGCAUUUGUUCUCUACAUAAAAGGUUUUACGCUCACGGCAUUGCAUUGCGUCGCGUCGUCUCUUAUAUUCUGCGCCAUCUCGUGUUACCUGUUCAUCUGCCACGGUAUCUGCGAGGAAUUUGUAGUUCUAUGCAAAAGAGUCUACGGUACGAUUCAGAUGUCUCACUUGUUUUUCUUCCCACCGGCCAGGAUACGCUGAAUUUGCAAGCCUCGGCUGAAUGCCUGAUUGAAGAGCAGCCGGGUUUGGAACUCGUUGACGAAAGGGAACCAUGCGAGGGUCGCGACAGGAGCGAAGAUCGCUAUACACAUGAUGUACUCGUACGCUUUUGCGAGGGAUUUAACAGAGUCCCACAUUCCCAUUGCCUUCACUGUUUUUCUGCACGCUUGUGCAAUCUGCAGCAGCGCCCAUCCUGUUGGCAAGAACCCUAAUAAACUGACGAAUAUGUCGCCCACGGUGAGAUCUGCGAAGUUAAUGCAGAUGAUGAUCGUCGCGACAGAGGCAAUAAACAGGAAGAGCUUCAAUAGCCUGAAAAUCAGCUGGAAAUCGGAGUUCAGCUUCUGUCUUCCCAUCGAUACAAUCUGCAAGAGAGAUGAGAAUGUAAGAGUCGUGUAAGUUUAGCACAAAGAUACACUGCUGUAAGAAAUGAGAGCAGAUUGUCGACAUCGUUAACCUUGAGAAUGAUCAUGACAGCAACGAUGACGAACCAAGACAGAGCGUAAACCUGCAGGAACCAAAGAAUGUGCAAGGCAA